Triplophysa dalaica is the source of this 4001-nucleotide messenger RNA. RefSeq names its product ADP-ribosylation factor 3b (gene arf3b). The coding region runs from base 944 to 1489 and encodes 181 amino acids. Gene Ontology annotation, biological process: intracellular protein transport; vesicle-mediated transport. Gene Ontology annotation, cellular component: cytoplasm; plasma membrane. Gene Ontology annotation, molecular function: GTPase activity; GTP binding. The record is from RefSeq and is a predicted model, not a curated record. The transcript has 5 exons. Lineage: Eukaryota; Metazoa; Chordata; Actinopteri; Cypriniformes; Nemacheilidae.
AAAAAUAUGGGUCCAUUGGUUCUAUUGGUUUGUCAGAUAAUAUGACACAUACCCCCUAAUGCAUUAUAACUUUUAACUCAACUACUGCACUGUAAUUCCAAUAACUGCACUAAUUUAGCUACUGCACUGUAACUUUAAUAACCGCAUUAACUCAUGUACUGCACCGUACCUUUAAUAACCGCAUUAACUCAUCUAUUGCACUGUAACUUUAAUAACCGCAUUAACUCAUCUAUUGCACUGCAACUUUAAUAGCUAUGACUAUAAUUAAUGCACACUUAAGUCACUUGCACUAUUGUAUAUUCUAAUUGUUAUCUGUUUCUAACCACCUGUACAUUAAUGUUCACAGUAUAUAGCCUUCUGUAUAUAUUGUUCAUAGUACAUACCGACUGUCAUAUUUCCAUAGAACAUUCCUUCUGUAAAGUUUUUUUUAUUUCAUAGUACAUGCCCACUGUAUAGUAUUUUCUUAAAUUGUAUUCUGUAUUUAUUAACACUGUAUAUCCUACACUUGCUAAUUGCACUUCUGGUUAGACCUAAACUACAUUUCGUUACACUGUACUUGUAUAUGUGUAAUGACAAUAAAAUUGAAUAUAAUCUAUCCCCUAAUGCAUUAUAACUUUUAAGCUCCAGGAAAUAGAAACAUAAUAUAAGACACAAAGAAUCCCGGUGUUGUUCCACCUUAAGCAUUUCCUUGACGGUUUGUCUUUUUUUUCCACCAUAGAUACCUGACCUGACCAGAGGCAGUCUCUCAAGAAUCGAAACCCAAACUCCUCUCCGUCUUUCGUCCUGAAUCGGCUGGUGUCAUCACGAAAGGAUUCCAAACUCCUUUACCCAUCCAACCUUGUUUCACACGGCGUUCGGUCUUGUACCUCACUAGAUUGUUCCACACUAACAGACUCGCAGCUUUCUGCAUUGUGAUUGGCUCAACGAAGCACAACAUUGAAUCAUGGGGAAUAUUUUUGGCAAUCUGCUGAAGAGUCUGAUAGGGAAGAAGGAAAUGAGGAUUCUGAUGGUUGGAUUAGAUGCUGCUGGUAAAACCACAAUCCUGUACAAACUGAAACUAGGAGAGAUCGUAACCACCAUCCCAACCAUUGGGUUUAAUGUGGAGACAGUAGAGUAUAAGAACAUCAGCUUCACUGUGUGGGAUGUGGGUGGUCAAGAUAAGAUCAGACCGCUUUGGAGACACUACUUUCAAAAUACACAGGGACUCAUUUUCGUGGUGGACAGUAAUGAUCGUGAGAGGGUUAAUGAAGCUCGGGAGGAGUUAAUGAGGAUGCUCGCUGAGGACGAACUGCGUGAUGCCGUUCUUCUUGUUUUUGCUAACAAACAGGAUCUGCCAAACGCUAUGAACGCUGCUGAGAUAACAGAUAAACUCGGUCUUCACUCGCUCCGUCACCGCAACUGGUAUAUACAAGCGACCUGUGCGACCAGCGGGGAUGGGCUCUACGAAGGCCUCGACUGGCUCGCCAAUCAGCUGAAGAAUAAGAAGUGAGAGGGCGGGAUUUUCCUCAUGCGGCCGACUCUUACUCUUUUGGGAAAGGGGUGGGACUAAUUUGGCCUUUGGAUUGGUUAUGUUUGUUUUUAUUUAUUUAUUUAGGUUGUUUUGUAUUGCAAACAUGUGGUUUAUGAAGCCUUCUUCAGGCUCUGUAAAUGCACACAUCAAACACAAACACAAGCAGGUCGACAUGUGUUUCAACUCCUUUGUUCCAUCCUCACUGCACUGGUAGGCCUGUCAAUACAUUGUCAGUAUAUGGCAUCAACGUUUGCUCAACGUUAACUCAAUAUUCCCUCACUCACUCACUCACCCGAUCAGCGAACAGUGUUGUUUUUCGACUGCCGUGAAAAGAAUUAGUUGGUUUAGAGUGAGCGUGCUCAUGUAUUAUGCUCAAAUACUUCCUCGUACACAUUGUUUCGUGUAGAUGGCGUUAUAAUGCGGUUUGCCUCCUCAUGCACACAGUAUUUAACAAUCUUUGGAUGCGGCCUGUGAUAGCGUUGUGUAGUGCAUGGCUCCUCUCGCUCAGUGUUGUGAUGUUUGGCGUUGUGGUGCAGUAGAAAGUAGAAAUGCAUGUGUGUGUUGUGUCACACAGAGACGGUCGGUGUUGCAUGCUGCUUUGUGGCUGUGCUGUGGUAGAACGGAAGCUGUGAUCGGACACCGUAGAACAAACGUAGAGUCUUGAGCAUGUCGUGCAUCUGUGUUUCUAUUCAUUUCCAAAAGUCAGAGUCAGACAUUGUGUUGUUGGCUAGUUCGUCGUUAGUACACCUUAUCGUGGCAUUUCAGGGAAUCUGUAAAUGAUGCAUGUCUCCAAUCUUUGUUUGAUAAUUGGCUAGAUGUUGCACGAGUAAAACAGUUCUGUUUGUAAAAAUCGCAUUAACAUUGUCUGCAUGGCGUGCAUGCUGUGCUAUAGAUAGAUACAUAGAUAGGUAGGUAGGUAGGUAGGUAGGUAGGUAGGUAGGUAGGUAGGUAUGUAGGUAGGUAGGUAGUUAGGUAGUUAGGUAGGUAGGUAUUUAGGUAGAUAGGUAGAUAGGUAGUUAGGUAGGUAGGUAGGUAGGUAGGUAGGUAGAUAGGUAGGUAGAUGAUAGAUAGAUAGAUAGAUAGAUAGAUAGAUAGAUAGAUAGAUAGAUAGAUAGAUAGAUAGAUAGAUAGAUAGAUAGAUAGAUAGAUAGAUAGAUAGAUAGAUAGACAGAUAGAUAGAUCUUGCCACUGAUAUGAUUAUUGUACUAAAAUGUUUGUUGUUUUGUUGCUUUUGUGCUUUGCAUAAACAAACAAACAGCACAAACAAAUAAAUCUAAACCCCAGGUAUGUCAGUGGACUGUGGCAAACUGCAUCAAAACGCAUCUGUCUCUGCGUGAUCUUGUUUUAUAUUCAUAUCGUGAAGUCUAGUGGGUUUGUCACCCGUAUGAAUGUAAAUUCUGUCAAAUCUGUUCUGAUGUCCUCACAUUUUCUUUAUUUUUUGUGGUUUUCGGAAGUAAGAAUCUAAAUUGUAUAUAUAGUCUGUACGCUGUUAUAUACGUAUUAUUCAAAUUAUCAAUUCAAACAAUAUUUUAUGUUACAGACUUAACAAGCAAAUGCUGGCAUAUUUUAGCAUACUUCACGCUUUGCUUGUUGCUUAUUUAUCCUUCUCACCAUUAAUUACUAACAGCGUGUUUCUUAUUGUAUUUGUCGUGUGGGAGUAGCAUAGUUCUUGCAUUGCUUUGUAUCGUUUUCAAGCUAAAAGUGUGCAUGAUGUGUACCUGACAUUGCAGACCAGUUUAAUGGUUCGGUUCUUUUUCAAGGCACUUAUAAUAUUGAGCAAGACACUUCAUCUUUUAUUAUUCAGUUUUUCAGUGGAAUAACAUUAACUUAACACGCAGUUCAUCCACCAAUAACAGUGACGCAUUGCAGUUCAGCAUCUAAUGCAAAUACAGUCAAUGACACACAAACCUCCACAGUGUGAAUUGUUCAGGCUGUUAAGUUUUGUGGCCUUAUCUUCUUACAAAUGCGUUUCUCACAAGGUUAAUGAUUAACUUAAGUUAUUGGGUAAAUAAGUUACCUUUUAUGUUUUUAAUAGAUCUGGGAACAAAAAUCCAUAAUAUUGCUUGAUUUCGAAAGUGGAAUUUUCUUUUGCAUUGAAUCGUUUGUGUGCUUUUUGGGUAGCUAAGGUUGUUCUUUACAAAGGUUUGAAAUCUUAUUUUCUCUUUAAUAUAAUUUUUUUAUUUAUAUAUUUAUUUUGAUGACAGUUUUGGGGAAUGUUUUACCUUUGUGUGUAUAUGUUUUUAUUUGUUUUUGGGUAAAUCAUUAUGAUGGCUUAUACCGUGUCUGUGAAGGGAAAAUAAUGAUCAAUUUCUUGUUGAAUUAAUGAUUAUUGGAACAAAUAAAAAAUCAUGGAAGAAAUGUGUAUUUAUCUGUUACAGUAGAUCAAGAGAGAUUAUGGUUGAUUAUUAUGAUGUAGACACCAAAAUCUUUCUCUCCAUACAAUCCUUUGACUGUAACACUGCACUCUAAUAAAAGUAUGAAACUGAUCAUA